AUGGCGAAUCUAAUACCCAAGAUCCUCCGAAGAACUUCGUCCUCCUCGACCACUAUCGCGGCUGUACUGCACAAACCCUCUCCCCCACACCCGGCGACCUACUCUCGACUCGCCGGCGCUGUCUUCGCUCAGCGAUUCGUGCCGGACCUGACGAUGCCCCGGCCAAUUCCAUUCUUCGGCAUCGGGACCGCGGAGAAGGUGCAGUCUCCGUCGGGGUUCGUUUACCCUAGUUUCCCAUUUGGGCUCGGCUUAAACCCUAUUCCAGCUGCCGGGUUCGAUUUCGUUGAGACCGAGGAUGGUGUUGUUGAUCAUGAUGACCGGACCAUCCGUGCUGAUAGUGUGAAGAAGAAGAGGAAGAAGAAGAUGAACAAGCACAAGUACAAGAAGCUCCGAAAGCGUCUCAGGCGAAAGUCUAGGUCGUGA
Molecule: messenger RNA, 423 nt
Organism: Linum tenue
Lineage: Eukaryota; Viridiplantae; Streptophyta; Magnoliopsida; Malpighiales; Linaceae
Source: the annotation of a GenBank genome assembly